UGAUCAGCACGGUAGGAUUUUUUUGUUUUUUUUUUGGGUUAUGUGCCAAAACGGUCGUUUGUGAUCCUUUACGUGGGUAUAACUAUAAGUAGGAUAUUUGGGCUUUAGGAAUUUUCAACAAUUCUAUUUAUAUUUCCUUUGGAUAAAAAAGUAACUUUGUGCUUAAUGCAUGAACAAUUCUUUUUUGAGAUAAUUCACUAAAAAUUAUGUUUUGAGAUAGAAAUCAGUGUAAUAAUAAAAAUUAAAUAAAUAAGCAAAAGACAAUAAUACCCAUUCAUUUGCUGGUUUUUGUUUUUUCCUCUGUUUUUCCCUUUUCUUCCAAUUCUAUUGCCAACAAAACAUCCACCUCAAGGGCCUUCCGCUGCUUUCUCUCUCUCUCUCUCUCUCCGAUUAUAGAAGAUAAGCUUGAAUCAAACAGCAAAUGGGCUCUUUUCUGAGCUCAAGCAAGAAGAGCCAGGAAGAGCUAGACAUGGCGCUAGAGAAGGCCAAGCAGAUUGUUAACUCCAACCCAGUCGUCGUUUUCAGUAAAACUUAUUGUGGGUACUGCAAGAGGGUUAAACAGUUGUUGACUCAACUUGGAGCAAGUUACAAAAUCAUUGAACUGGAUGAGGAAAGUGAUGGAUCUGAAAUUCAAUCAGAGCUAGCAAAGUGGACAGGGCAAAGGACUGUUCCUAAUGUGUUCAUUGGGGGAAAACAUAUUGGUGGCUGUGAUUCUGUUUUAGAGAAGCAGCAGGCUGGUCUGUUGGUGCCGCUUCUCACUGAUGCUGGUGCAAUUACCAAGAAUUCUGCUCAGCUGUGAAUAACAUAGCCACAGAGCCCUUCCUGUACACAAGUUGAAGAAAAUGAUCCGACUGACCGGAGACGACACGCUGUAAAAUAAUAGUAUAAAAUUCAAAUAUGUUGUGUAUAUGAAUAGUAUGAACAUGGAUUUCUAAUAACUCUCUAAAUUACCACAUUCUGGUUUUCUGCA
Messenger RNA from Ziziphus jujuba (common jujube), 970 nucleotides. Its product is annotated as glutaredoxin. Gene Ontology annotation, molecular function: glutathione disulfide oxidoreductase activity. NCBI's taxonomy places the organism in Eukaryota, Viridiplantae, Streptophyta, Magnoliopsida, Rosales, Rhamnaceae. The transcript is spliced from 4 exons. Gene Ontology annotation, biological process: cellular response to oxidative stress. The record is from RefSeq and is a predicted model, not a curated record. Gene Ontology annotation, cellular component: cytoplasm. Bases 422 to 799 code for a protein of 125 amino acids.